GAUCUCGAAGCGCAAUUGUUCACGACACCAAUUCGGAAAUUCAUAUGGUUGCUUUUUCAACCUCUAUUCUAUGCAUUUCGUCCAUUAAUCAUAUAUAAAAAAGCUCCGUCAGAUCUUGAACUUAUCAAUGCGAUCGUUCAGGUAGCGUUCGAUCUGUUCGUACUGCAAAUGUUCGGCGUACGACCACUCGUCUAUCUGAUUUUGGGCACUCUUGCGGCAAUGGGAGUUCACCCGAGUGCCGGACAUUUCAUUUCUGAGCACUACGUCUUCAAGGAAAUGCAAGAGACCUAU
Ostertagia ostertagi is the source of this 291-nucleotide messenger RNA. The record is from the annotation of a GenBank genome assembly. NCBI's taxonomy places the organism in Eukaryota, Metazoa, Nematoda, Chromadorea, Rhabditida, Trichostrongylidae.